Molecule: messenger RNA, 1172 nt
Organism: Entelurus aequoreus (snake pipefish)
Lineage: Eukaryota; Metazoa; Chordata; Actinopteri; Syngnathiformes; Syngnathidae
Gene: prxl2b
Product: peroxiredoxin like 2B
Exons: 7
Coding region: 91-696 (201 amino acids)
Source: RefSeq, a predicted model, not a curated record
AGUUGUUGUUUUGUAACAACUGCCGAGGCGUCACUUUAAAACACAUUCUAACCUUUUUCUUUGACUAUAUGGUUCCUUGUGUUGUGAAACAUGGCACACGUCGAGCUUGUACGCGUAGGAAAGAACUUAUUAAAAAGCGCUGACACAGGAGAGAAUGUAGAGCUCCAGUCUCUGUGGCAGGACCAGCCUGUGGUGGUGUUCUUCCUGCGCAGGUUCGGCUGCCAGGUGUGUCGCUGGAUGGCGGCCGAGGUCAGCAAACUGGAGCCAGACCUGAGAGCCAAUGGUGUGGCUCUGGUGGCUGUCGGGCCCGAGGAGUUUGGCCUCCAGGAGUUCAAGAAUUUGGGUUUUUUUAAAGGACCAAUUUAUGUUGAUGAGCAGAAGACAUGCUAUAAGGAGUUGGGCUUCAAAAGGUACACAGCAUUGAGCGUGGUUCCUGCUGCACUGGGGAAGAAAGUACGAGACGCAUCUGCAAAGGCUAGUGCUGGAGGCAUCCAGGGAAACUUCUCAGGUGAUCUACUCCAGAGUGGAGGAAUGAUCAUCGUAGCCAAAGGUGGUGAAAAGAUCCUGUUGCACUUCAUUCAAGACUCCCCAGGAGACUGUGUACCUUUGGAGGACAUUUCUAGAGCUUUGGCAAUUUCAUGCCAAGUCAAAGAGGGUCAGAGGCCUGUGUGCAAUGACGAUGUUUGCACUCGGUGAGGACGUCGCCUGUCAAGCUUGGUUGUAAUGUACACAAAUGAUUCUAAUAUUUCCUUGAUCACGGUGUGUAUGUGGAUCGUUUUAAAUGAACAUUCCGUUGUCUUUUCCACUAUUGUGUAUUGAGAGUGACUCACAGAUUGUAUGGAAUUACUUAUAUAAAAAUCCUUCAAAUCAAAGCCUUAUGGUGUUUGUUCAUUCCUCUGCCAUGAAGGGUAUGGACUUGUUGAAGUAUUGUUAGUUAGUAACAAUACUCAAGAAGUUAUAGGCAGAUUUGAAUGAAACUUUCAGUAAAUGUCAAAUGGUAUAAGGAAUAUGUGAUUAGAUUUCGGGGCUGAUCGAUCCAGAUAAUUUUUACCACGUUACCUUACGUUUACAUUAUGAGGCUGAACUUCUCUCUAUGUAUGUGCUAGAGUCCCCGCCUCCACCCACAGAGACAAAGAGAGUAGAAGACUGACGAAGGGGUUCAGGGAUUUUAC